This is a messenger RNA of Mesorhabditis spiculigera, 1086 nucleotides long. The record is from the annotation of a GenBank genome assembly. Lineage: Eukaryota; Metazoa; Nematoda; Chromadorea; Rhabditida; Rhabditidae.
AUGCGGCUGCUUACGGUAUCGCCGCUGAUCCUAUUGAUCGUCUACUGUCAGGAUGCGGCCACGGCCGAGACGAAAGCGGCCCAGCCGAAACCAGUGGCCCCAAAAGCAGUGAUACCCCGUGCGUGGAGUGAGCCAAUAACCGCCCCGCUGCCUGCACCCGGGAAGAUCCCCAUCGCCCACGCCAGUGCGCAGCCAAUUUCCGCACCCGGCCCGGCGUCAGGAGCCAAAAUCGCGAUCGCCCACGCCAGCGUGCAGACGAUAACCGCCCCGGGACCCGCGCCGGUGAUCAUCGCCCGGAACUUGGUGGUCGCCAAAAAUGCGCAGAACGCAUCCGCGACGCUCCGGAAUACGCUGCCUGCCAACUCCACUUCUUCCGACGACCAAAAAUGGGCGGAGCUUCGUGCUUGUGCUAAGCAGCACGGCCUCCUCGAUUUUCUGCAUAACCACACCCGCCCGGACGGGAAUCACGAUGGAAAUGGAUCGUCAGAAGAGGCACACGUCGAAGCGCGCAAGGAUUUGCCACUCGCCGAGAUAAUGUUCGCCUCGUUCAUCGGCUCCAUCCCGCAACUAAUCCCGUCGAUACCUGUCGAAGCUGUGAAGACGAGGCUUCAGUUUCAAACGGAGGGCUACGCGUCCGCCUCGGCCCGUUUUCACGGCCCGUGGGAUUGCGCACGAAAAAUGUGGAAAGCCGAGGGGAUUCGAGCCAUUUAUCGGGGCGGGAACGUGAUGGCGGUAAGGGAUUGUUUCGGCAAUCUGUUCUACCUGCCCGUCUACGAGACGCUACAUCGAUUUUUGAAGAAUCGGGGCUCGAACACGACGGCCGCGCAGUUGAUAGCAGGCGGGUGUGCCGGUUCGAUCAGUUGGCUGAGCAUCUGCCCCCUGGAAGUGAUCAAGAGCCGGAUACAAAUUGCCGACACGCCCAGAUCAACCUUAGCCGUCGGUCGCGAAAUCCUGGCCGCCGAAGGCUGGCGGUCUUUUUACAAAGGCGGCCUUUCGAUGGUGCUCCGCGGAUUCCCGGUGAACGCCAUCAUUUUCCUCGUCUACGAGCAGUGUCUGCUUUUCAUGGAAAAAGAAAAAACCGCCAGC